AUGAAACUUUCUUGUAGCAUUGUCACGACUUUCCUCGCUCUCGCACAGGCGCAGGCAUACCCUGAAUGUACGGCAGAAGUUGCACGGAGUGACGACUGCGCAGCAGUUAUCAAUGCAAACGCAUGCUACAACAAGUUCAAGUUCCAAAACGCCCAGGCCUUGACUUGUAUCGACGGGGAUGACAAUGCAGCAAAGCAGAAAAAGGUGGGAUACAUCACAGCUUCAGACCCCUUCAACGGAUACCUGGCGCUGACAGUGAAUCAAAGGUGUGCAAAUGCUGCAGCUGUGUGGGAAAAGUAA
Messenger RNA from Plenodomus lingam JN3, 300 nucleotides. The record is from RefSeq and is a predicted model, not a curated record. Lineage: Eukaryota; Fungi; Ascomycota; Dothideomycetes; Pleosporales; Leptosphaeriaceae.